Messenger RNA from Dipodomys ordii (Ord's kangaroo rat), 2262 nucleotides. It is a transcript of the gene Adora1, whose product is annotated as adenosine A1 receptor. Gene Ontology annotation, molecular function: G protein-coupled adenosine receptor activity. NCBI's taxonomy places the organism in Eukaryota, Metazoa, Chordata, Mammalia, Rodentia, Heteromyidae. The transcript is spliced from 2 exons. The record is from RefSeq and is a predicted model, not a curated record. Bases 60 to 1043 code for a protein of 327 amino acids. Gene Ontology annotation, cellular component: membrane; dendrite; synapse. Gene Ontology annotation, biological process: G protein-coupled adenosine receptor signaling pathway.
GGCCUUGGGCCCUGGGGCUCCUGCCCGCUGAUGUGCCCGGCCCAUACCCCUUCCCCACCAUGCCACCCACCAUCACGGCCUUCCAGGCCGCCUACAUCAGCAUCGAGGUGCUCAUCGCUCUGGUCUCUGUGCCCGGCAACGUGCUGGUGAUCUGGGCGGUCAAGGUGAACCAGGCUCUGCGGGAUGCCACCUUCUGCUUCAUUGUGUCCCUGGCGGUGGCUGACGUGGCCGUGGGCGCGCUGGUCAUCCCGCUGGCCAUCCUCAUCAACAUCGGGCCACAGACGUACUUCUACACCUGCCUCAUGGUGGCGUGCCCUGUCCUCAUCCUCACUCAGAGCUCCAUCCUGGCUCUGCUGGCCAUUGCUGUGGACCGCUACCUCCGCGUCAAGAUCCCGCUCAGGUACAAGACCGUGGUGACCCCGCGAAGGGCAGCCGUGGCCAUCGCUGUCUGCUGGAUUCUCUCCCUCCUGGUGGGCCUGACCCCUAUGUUCGGCUGGAACAACCUGAGUGAGGUGGAGCAGGCCUGGGUGGCCAACGGCAGCGCGGGGGAGCCGGUGAUCAAGUGUGAGUUUGAGAAGGUCAUCAGCAUGGAGUACAUGGUCUACUUCAACUUCUUCGUGUGGGUGCUGCCGCCGCUGCUCCUCAUGGUUCUCAUCUACCUGGAGGUCUUCUACCUGAUCCGCAAGCAGCUCAACAAGAAGGUGUCCGCCUCCUCAGGCGACCCUCAGAAGUACUAUGGCAAGGAACUGAAGAUCGCCAAGUCGCUGGCCCUCAUCCUCUUCCUCUUUGCCCUCAGCUGGCUGCCGCUGCACAUCUUGAACUGCAUUACCCUCUUCUGCCCCACCUGUCAGAAGCCCAGUAUCCUCAUCUACAUCGCCAUCUUCCUCACGCACGGCAACUCGGCCAUGAACCCCAUCGUCUAUGCCUUCCGCAUCCACAAGUUCCGGGUCACCUUCCUGAAGAUCUGGAACGACCAUUUCCGCUGCCAGCCCGAACCUCCCAUCGACGACGAUGACCUCCCUCAAGAGAAAGCUGAUGACUAGACUGCCCUCUGCGCCCGGCGGCUCAGCCCAGCCCUGUCCCCACUGGCCCACGGGUCCUCCCGAGCCUUUCCCCAGCUGGCUGGUGGGCAGUGGGCGCUGGGAAGGAUGCUGAGAGGAGCUCACGGAGCCGGCUCCCCUCCACAGGGAGCGAUCUGCCCUGCACCUCGGGGGUGCGCGGGAGGUUUGGGAGGGCAGGCCGUGAUGAGGCGAGAGCAAAACGUGCGGAUCCCCUGCCUCUGCCUGGCCAUCUCAAGAGCAGCCCAGCACCUCAGGGUGAGCAGGUCCUUGAGGCCUGUCUGUGGAGGAGCCAAUGAGUGAGUUUCCACAGGGGAGUCACUCAUGGUCGGGGUUGGUAACCCAGGGAUCAAACAUGAGGAUUGCUUCUGAGAUGAAGGAAUGGAGGAGAGUAGGGAUGUCCUGGUCUUGCUUUCUCUCCUGGAGCAGCGAAGGGUCAGGAAGCAAGUAGCUUCAGUUCCCACCAGCAAGGAUUCUGCACCUAUCUCUGGCCAUGCCGGUGCACACCUUGCUCUGAACAGCCUGGGCAUGAUGCUUGGGAGAGGCAGCAAGAGGAGUCCAGAGAUCAUAUCUCACAUCUGCCCUUGAACUCCCAGCAAGGCUUCUGAGCCCCGGGCAAUGAGUGAGGUAUGAGAAGUGCUGAUCUCAGUCACUAGGGGGCAGCACUGAGUCCUUCUUCUUGGCCUUUCAAAUUGUCACCUGGGCCACCUAGCCCCACUAGCCCUUGGUGACAGGCCUGGAUGCUCCUAGCUGACAUGGUCUCUGCUGCUGCUGGGUCCAAUGGAGAGAGCCCAAGUCAUCCCAACCCUUGGGAGUCCUCUGAGGCCUGGGGAGGAGCUGACCGGCUACUCCUGGGCUGAGUGUGGCAGGUGAGACCAGGCCAGUGGAGAUCAACUCCAGACAAUGUGGGAAGAGGCUUGCCAGCCGAAAGUGAAAUAUUCUAAAUGUCCCUGGUAUUUAGCUCAGUUUUCAAGGGCUCUGGAAGCUCUGUUAUAGACUAUGCUUAGGCCUGUAGGGGUCUGGGCUAGGAGCACCCCAUACCCUGACAAGCCUGGAGCCCCCAUGUGGAAGGCAGGCAGGAGAGGGAGGGACUGUUAGACUGACAGGUCCUGAGUGUGAAUAACAACUCCAGGCCCGGAUUCCAGCCUGUACCCUCUGUCGGAGUGUGGUGUCCCUGGCUCUCAAGGGAGUCCCAUGUGAGUAA